This is a messenger RNA of Microstroma glucosiphilum, 453 nucleotides long. RefSeq lists its product as hypothetical. The transcript has a single exon. Gene Ontology annotation, cellular component: mediator complex; core mediator complex. The coding region runs from base 1 to 453 and encodes 150 amino acids. NCBI's taxonomy places the organism in Eukaryota, Fungi, Basidiomycota, Exobasidiomycetes, Microstromatales, Microstromataceae. Gene Ontology annotation, biological process: regulation of transcription by RNA polymerase II. Gene Ontology annotation, molecular function: transcription coregulator activity. The record is from RefSeq and is a predicted model, not a curated record.
AUGGCAGCAGCAGCAGUUCAGCCAGGUCAGGCACAAGGCGCACCUGAACCCUCCGCAGCUUCGCAAUCACCUCUGCGAGCACACCACGAGCUCCUGGUCUCGCGCCAAUUCACCCUGCAGCUUGAGCUCCUCUCCUCCCUAUCCUCACCCUCCUACAUCCACCAUCUCACCCUCGCUGCCUCUCCAACCACACCCGCACCUCUCUCAGACCCUGCCUUUAUCCGCUAUCUAGCCCACCUACACACAAUCUGGUCUCGCCCCGAAUAUGCACGAUAUGUACAUUACCCCAAUGGACUCUACUUUUGCCGAUUGCUGGUCAGCUCGGCUGCAUUCAGGGACAUGGUUGCCAGGCAGGGGCACGAGUGGGAGGGAAUGACGGCACAGAGGCUGAUACAGCAUUGGGAGACGUGGAGGCGAGAAGACGAUGAGGAAGAGGGAGGAAAUGGCCUCUAA